GGAAUCUCCCGCCGUUAUACACUAAGGGACAAAUUGUGGAGAAUUCACUGGGAUUUGAACAUUUGUAGCUGAAAAUCCAAUAAGGAAGUUUUGGCAUAAAAUUCACGAUUUCCAGAGAAUUCCCAAAAGUUGAAUAAUGUGGUUAACACGUUCAGGAUUCCCACAUCCCCACCCUUGGCUCCCAGUGAUUAACAGACCCUUUAUAUCCAACUAGACCUCAUUGUUCUGAGAGAGGCUCCUCCUCCGAGACCUCACCUCCUGCCAUCCUCUAUCCAAAGCCCUAGAUAAGGUGAGUUUCCAGGGAAUUACUCAGCAUUUCAAAUCACUUCCCACCCAAAAAAAACAACCUAUCUCCAGGUCACCAGUGGUCUCCAGCAAAGUGUCUGAUCACCUGGUGUCACAGCUCUUGCACAGUGGACCACCAGCACCAAUGGAGGACCUUACAGCCUAUAGCCUGGACUCCUGUCUGGAUGGAUAUGGUCCCCUCAUGCAAAUAACCCACCAGCCUUGUCUCCAACCUACCAUGGGAUCUGCUAGCUUCUCCAUGACCCGCUGCCUUCCCCAAAACCCCAUGAGGACCUACUGCCCCGGGGCUUAUACUAAUUCUGGAGAUCUACCAAGCUACCCUGAUACCAUGACCAACACAGACUGGCUAGGAGGUUCCCAGGACAUGCGCUACCCACCCUGUAAGUAAACGGUCUUCAUUCUCUCUGCCUUCCACUCAAACGUAGUAAAUAUCAGAAACCGCAGAAUAAAGCUUUAUAUUGGAAGACACAUUCAUUUGUUUUAUCUGAUUCUACUCUAUGGCUUCACUCUUUUAACUGCUAAAUUGUACAAUGUAUGCCAAAAUAGAAAAGAUGCGCAAAAUUCUCCAUUGCAAUUAUUUGUUCCGUUUGGCUAUUUUAAGCUAAAACUUUCAGCUCCCUGGUCAGUUCUCCACUGCUCUCAGAUUAGUGAAUAUACCAGGGUGAUCGGUAAAAAAGUUCCAAAUAUAGGCAUUUUUGUGAUUUACAGACAGGACGGUCAGUGUUUGCUAAAAGUAAAAUUAAUAUAUUCAUAACUUAUUGCUUUGUUUUAUGAUUUUAUAUCAUCUUACGGGCAAUGCCCUCUCUACCUUUUUGUAUUUGUCUGUGUAUAUUGUACGUCCUCCACCAACUUUACUGCGGAAUCUGUUGGCGCUCUAUAAAUACCAGUAAUAAAUAAAUAAUAUCAGACUCUGAAAAAGUACAAUCUGUAGAUAAAGGAGAUUAAAUGUUCAGUUUGCUCUACCGAUUAACAGCCCUCUGCCAAUUAACGACCCUCUCCUAGUUAUUACCCCUCUAACCAUUAAUAUCGUUUUAACAGUUAAUACCCCUCUGCCAGUUAAUGUUGCUUUUCAGUUAAUACCCCUCUGCCAGUUAUUGCCCCUCUACCAGUUAAUAUCCCUCUGCCAGUUAAUACCCCUCUGCCAGUUAGUACCCUUCUACCAGCUAUUGCCCCUCUGCCAGUUAAUACCACUACCCCUUUGCUAGUUAUUGCCCCCCCGUCCAUUAUAAGUGUCUGAGGUUAUGGAGUGAUUUUAUAUUUCGGGCCCCCUGAUUCAAUGGGAGCCCCUUAAGGUACAAUACAACUUGUUUUUAGGUUUUUGUUUUGUUAGAGAAUGCUUUUAUUUUGUUUUGAGCAUUUCUAAAUAAAAAGAAAAAGAAAGUUUGAGUGUGUAAGCUGCGCCCAGGGAAGGAGUGAUUCACUUAUCUGUGUAUCUGUGUAUUUGUGUAUUUUGUCCACAUUAUUGUAGAAAGUACACAGACUUCUCAUCAAUGAAUAGGCUCAUAGCAGAUCCCAUCUUAUCUCCCGCUCCUCCAAUAUUUGUAUUGAGAUAUGUCUGGCCUCAUCACAGGGACAACUCUAUCUGAUCUCCAGAAUCCCAAGAAUUAGUAGCUAUUCAUUGUAUGUCUAUGGCUCACAUGACCCCUUCACUAACAUCACACAAAUUUAGUUUGUUUUAUACCGUCACCAGUUGUUGUUGUGGUGUAUGCGUGUGCAUAUUAUCUCAGUCUAUUUACUAAACAGCAGUUGUGAAAAUCUAAGAACCAAAUGGAAAUGUUUCAGCCAAAAUAGCUGAAUUUCUCAACUUUCCUCAUUAAUCACUAUUUAAUGUAUAGAUACUACAAUGGUCUGUAUUCACUAAACAGUUUGUUAGGACUUGUGAAAUUGCCCCCCUUGUAGUUUAGUGAUCAGUCUGACGUUGUUCCUUUCUCUCCAGCUUUAAGGAUGACUGGAGAUGGUGCUGGGUCGGGAAUAAUAAAUCACAAUAUGGAGGAAAUAUAUCACACAGUAUAUUCUAGGUUUUAUUUCUCUUAAUGUCAAAUUCCGUACAGUAUGAUUAACCAGAAUUUAAUCUUUUUAUGCUUUAAAGAGGAGAAACUAGGCUAGGCAACUACUGCCAUUAUCUUUUUUUAUAACAAUAUCUCCAUCUCAGUUUCCAGAAUCAUUUCUCCUUCUGGAUUUAAUGUGUCUGCAGCUGGAUGUCUGGCAUAUCUCGGAGAAGGACCCAAAACCUCGUUAUACAUCCAGCAUACGUCCAAGAGGAAGAGAAGAGUGCUCUUCUCCCAGGCCCAAGUGUACGAGCUGGAAAAGAGAUUUGAGCACCAGAAAUACCUCACCGCCCCAGAGAGAGAGCAGUUGGCUAAACUCAUUCACCUCACGCCCAACCAGGUAAAGAUUUGGUUCCAGAACCAUCGAUAUAAAAUGAAGAGGCAGGCUCGGAAGAAGGACAUUUUAGGAGACGAAGACUCCACUCCAUACAGUGUGGAGUCUGAUGGGGGCAAGGGCCCCUGUGCGAGUCCCUGUACGUCUAUCGAGGAGUACGCAUCAGGUGAAAUCAAGCUGGAAUACAAGGGAUCCAUCCAAGAACAGCAGAUCAAUACGCAAGCCCUACUUUUGGGACAGGACAUGCUCACGUCAGCUUUAGACCACCAGGCGUUUGAGAAGGCAAGCAGAAAUCUGGUAGCGUGGUGAUUGUCCUUUAUAAAUUCAUAGAUUUAAUGUCAGAUUCUAUUGGACUCUAAAAGAGUACAAUCUCCUGUAACGGCUGUGCAAAGCAUAAAACCAAGCAUAAUUCUGCAGGUUUUCAUGGAUUAAAAUAGCUUUCUUCCUCCAUGGGCUCCUUUGGAAUAACAAGAUAAUGGGCACUUGAAUUCCUGUCGCACAGGAGUGGUUACUGAGCCGAGUGCUUUCUAAGAGAAAUGCCCCAUUGUUUAUCUGUCUGCAGACGAUCCUCGUUGUGCAUUAAAAUAGUUUAGUCAAAUACUCCUUGAUGUAGAUAUUACAAAAUGAACACACAUAAAAGGAGUCUAUUUAUUAAACACUGAAUCGUAACGAGAACGUUGAGCAAUUUAGUAUAAAAUGUCCAAAUCAGCAUUUCUUGCCUUUAAUUCCGCAAUUCAUUUAUGAAUUCAGCACAAUUCAGAAUUUAUUGAAUAAACAUCAAAGUGCAGAGCUUGCAGACCAUCCUGACAAUUCUCGUUGAUCGGAAAAAACGCACCGAACAACCACUCUCAGUCAGCCAAGAUUAAUUUCCAGAUCUGCUUUUAAUUUUUGAACUUUGCAAAUUGCUUGUCAACAUCUAGCCGUUCAUAGAAUAAAUGACAAAAUGUAUUUUUAUUGAGAAAGCAAACUAUGGCCAGCAAUAACUGAAAGAUUUCUUUUUCUUUGAAUAUAGCUUAAUUCAUCGCGUUAUUUUUGUAAACCUUAAAUUCUUUUUUCACAAUAAGAUAACAGUUUUUUACAAGUGACAAGUAUAUUUUCCCAAUAAUUAUGCAGCUUGAAAAAUAUUGGGGAAAAAAACAAAAUCAUUGUUUUGUUCUUUCUUUUAUUAAGAGAGAAUUUCAGAUGAAUAAUGGGUAUAUAAUAAAAUGUAUUCGUUUAGAUUUGAAUCCAUUGCCCACUCGCUGAUCAUUCAAUCUGUUUUAUUUAAUCCAAAUAUAGUGUAUUGAAUGUUUUUAGGUUUUUCCCUGUGCGCUUUGUAAUUAAUAUUUUAAGUUCAGUUUGUGCUACCAUUUAUGUAAAUACAUUGUAAGAUAAUCAUACUGUAU
This is a messenger RNA of Pelobates cultripes (western spadefoot toad), 4073 nucleotides long. NCBI's taxonomy places the organism in Eukaryota, Metazoa, Chordata, Amphibia, Anura, Pelobatidae. The record is from the annotation of a GenBank genome assembly.